CAAGUUCAUGUUGAGGUAUCUUCUCAAGACAAGAUACAGUGACUCAUAUGCUUUUCUGGAUAACGUAAUCCAUGGAUAAAGUGGGAAAGAUGUGGAACAAUUUCAAAUACAGGUGCCAGAAUCUCUUCAGUCACGAAGGUGGAAGCCAAAAUGAAAAUGUAGUUGUGAACUCCAAUAGUUGCUCAUCUGCUAAAGAGAAAGCUAUCCAAAUAACUGAUUUGGCUCAACAACAACCCAGCAGCCCUUUGAGAGAAAACAUUGCUUUGCAAUUAGGUUUAAGUCCUUCAAAGAAUUCGGCAAGGCGGAACCCAAACUGUGUCACAGAAAUUCCUCAGAUUGUUGAAAUAAGCAUUGAGAAAGAGAAUGACUCGUGUGUCACCACGGGAGCCAGGCUUGCUCGCAGGGACUCUUAUUCUCGGCACGCUCCUUGGGGUGGGAAGAAGAAGCAUUCCGGCUCUACCAAAACCCAGAGCUCCCUGGAUACUGAGAAAAGGUUUGGGAGAACACGAAGUGGUUUGCAGAGGAGGGAGAGAAGGUACGGGGUGAGCUCUGUCCAUGAUAUGGAUGCAGUAUCGAACAGGACAGUGGGCAGCCGUUCUCUGCGACAGCGUCUGCAAGAUACUGUUGGGCUGUGUUUCCCCAUGAGAACUUACAGCAAACAGUCCAAGCCUCUGUUUUCUAAUAAAAGGAAGAUCCAUCUCUCUGAACUAAUGCUCGAGAAAUGCCCUUUUCCUGCGGGUUCAGAUCUGGCUCAGAAGUGGCAUCUGAUUAAACAACACACAGCGCCUGUGAGUCCUCAUUCGACGUUUUUUGACACGUUUGAUCCUUCCUUGGUUUCCACAGAAGACGAAGAAGACAGGCUCAGAGAGAGACGUAGACUUAGUAUUGAAGAAGGGGUUGAUCCCCCUCCCAAUGCCCAAAUACAUACUUUUGAAGCUACAGCACAGGUUAAUCCAUUAUAUAAACUGGGACCAAAGUUAGCCCCUGGUAUGACUGAGCUGGCCGGGGACAAAAACAUAACACCUCCAGGGAACUGUGACUCCGAAGAGGACACGACGACGCUUUGUCUGCAGUCACGCAGGCAGAAGCAGCGUCAGAUGUCUGGAGAGAGCCACAGCCAUAUCAGCAGGCAGGGGGCUUGGAAAGUGCAUACUCAGAUUGAUUACAUCCACUGCCUCGUGCCAGACUUGCUUCAGAUAACAGGUAACCCGUGUUACUGGGGGGUAAUGGACCGCUACGAAGCAGAAGCGCUUCUGGAGGGUAAGCCCGAAGGCACUUUUUUGCUCAGGGAUUCUGCGCAGGAGGACUACCUCUUCUCUGUGAGCUUCCGUCGCUAUAACCGCUCGCUGCACGCACGCAUUGAGCAGUGGAAUCACAACUUUAGUUUUGAUGCCCACGACCCCUGUGUGUUUCACUCCUCCACCGUUACAGGGCUUCUGGAGCACUACAAAGACCCCAGCUCUUGCAUGUUCUUUGAACCAUUACUUACUGUAUCUCUGAACAGGACUUUCCCCUUUAGUCUGCAGUAUAUCUGCCGGGCAGUAAUCUGCAGGUGCACUACGUACGAUGGCAUCGAUGACCUUCCUCUACCCUCGAUGUUGCAAGACUUUCUAAAGGAGUAUCACUAUAAACAAAAAGUCAGGGUGCGAUGGCUGGAGCGGGAACCUAUAAAAACAAAGUAAAUGGAAAUCAGAAUAAGCUUCUAGAAUAUGCUUUUUUUCCUGUGUGUUACAGUUUAACUGCAGCGAGCGCACCAACAAUGUCUAGCUUUUCUGCAAUAUCCUAUUUAAGCUGAGUGUUAGUAUCCUGUCAGAUGCUGCCUGCUGUUAAUCAAACUAAGUUGUGAUGCCUCUUGGAAACAAUAAGCAGACACAAUUCUGCACGUUUUUCAUUAAGGCCUAAUGAAAAUAUUUUUGCUAAUUUCUGAAUAUUUUGUUUCCCUUUUAUAGCUGUAGUAAUUGGAUGAAGAAACUAUGAGGCAUUUUCCAUGGGGCAUUCAUGUAAUGCUAAUAAAUAAUGACUUUAUUAGAGGAGCAUUUUUGCUAAUAUUUGAAGUAUUUUUUUUAAAUUAUCUUCUUGAAAACUUUCCACUGCUUGCAGUACUAAUUUAGCUCACAAAUAAGUUUCCAAAUACAAGUGAAUAAGAGUAUUUUCUUCUAAUGAAGAGCAGUUUAUUAGAAGCAGUCCAGUUAAUGGUGUUUUGAUGCUAACAGAUGAGUCAUGCUUUUCUCAGUGUAUGAGGUUUUCUAAUCAUUAAGACUUGAAUAUGCCUGCUCAGUACUGUAAUACUAUUUGAAACACUUGGAGAUUUAAGUGGCAUUGUUAGCAAAAGUAAUACUGUCUUGGACAGUUAAAUACCUUCCAGUGUGGAUUACUGAUUGAGUGGCAGGACAUGGGAUAAGAUUAUUGCCAUGGUAAAAAUAGAAAAGGUUGCGUAUUCUUCCAAAACAGAAUUUGGUGACCUGACUGCUAGUAACUCACAAUGGAAGGUAAUAGUGAAGAGAAAAAAAAUCUUUAAAUAAAUAAAGUUGUCUGAUAUUUUUAUGGAGAAAAUUACAAGUGGUCAAAUUAUUAUAAUCAGAAUACGAAAUCUGACAUAUCUGGAAUAAAUGUCAGGUUUCAAAGGUACUGUUACACUUUGUAAAUAUCUUUCCAAUUGUGCUUUGAAAAAAUGUUUUAAAGUAAUAUGCACUGAUUAUAGUUUCAACAGAUUACUUGGAAACAAGAUUCUAAGUUCUGUUUGCUUAUUUAAUUGGAGAUGGAAUUUAAAAUAGUUCUGUCUUAGACAUCUUUGCACUAAAAUUUUGUUGAAUGCCCUGACCCCCUGUUUCAUGUUUUGUACCGAUUAUGAGUGCUCCCUAGUUUCUUUACCAGCUGCUACAGUACGUUAUUACUUACUUCUCUAUGGCAGUGACCUGUGCGAGGUAGGGAGCAUUUUGGCUGCAAGUACAAUAAACGUUAUUCUUGUAUGCUACACUAACCCUUCUAUUGAUGUAUUUUUCUGCUUGCCGUGCCUUGUUCUGGCUUUUUGUGCUAAUAAAGUACAGUAUGUUCAGUGUUAUACUUGUAUAUCUGCUCUGUUUUUAUAUAUUCACGUAACUUGUAGCAGUUAACUGAUUUUUUUAAUAGGCUUUUCUUAGUACUUAGUCUAGGUAAUGCACAAAUACCGUGCAGUUGAAUAUUGGUUGGUCAGCACACCAUAUUCCUGUUUUUUGUUACUUGCUUAUCAGAAACCGAACAGUGUACACCAUUGAAUAACGUUUCUAUAGUCACUGCAAAGUAAUGGACUUGUCCGCAGGCAUAGAGCAUUUUACAGUUUUUGUAAUGUAAAGGAUAAAUGUUAAGCAAAAAGUAUUCUAAAACAUUAUUGAUCCCCUGUAAUGCUUGCUGAAGGUGUUUCAGCUUGUUAUACAGCUGACUGCUAAGCCUGAUGUUUUGAUACUCCCCACUGAGUAAGGAAUGGUUAUUCCUGCAAAUUGACAGUACAGCAGUGGCAUUUGUUCACUUCUAGACUCUUUUAAUAAAUAGAUGU
This is a messenger RNA of Mesitornis unicolor (brown roatelo), 3532 nucleotides long. It is a transcript of the gene SOCS5, whose product is annotated as suppressor of cytokine signaling 5. The record is from RefSeq and is a predicted model, not a curated record. Gene Ontology annotation, cellular component: phosphatidylinositol 3-kinase complex. Gene Ontology annotation, biological process: epidermal growth factor receptor signaling pathway; positive regulation of proteasomal ubiquitin-dependent protein catabolic process; intracellular signal transduction. The transcript has 2 exons. Lineage: Eukaryota; Metazoa; Chordata; Aves; Mesitornithiformes; Mesitornithidae. Gene Ontology annotation, molecular function: 1-phosphatidylinositol-3-kinase regulator activity. The coding region runs from base 72 to 1682 and encodes 536 amino acids.